Messenger RNA from Epinephelus lanceolatus (giant grouper), 2695 nucleotides. RefSeq lists its product as uncharacterized. The record is from RefSeq and is a predicted model, not a curated record. NCBI's taxonomy places the organism in Eukaryota, Metazoa, Chordata, Actinopteri, Perciformes, Serranidae. Gene Ontology annotation, molecular function: RNA binding.
UGCUGCUACUACAGCAUGCAACACAGCCCCAAGCAGAGUGAAAGUGAAACUAAACAUACCUCUUAUCUGAAAACUGUUUAUAGCAACGAGCUGUAGUCAGAGAUGAAGCGUCUCAUGUUCGGUGUGGUUGAAAAAGGCGCGUUAGCAGUUAGCUGUAAUGUUUGCUAAGCUACAUGUCUACAGCCGAGAUGGAGACCGACUCCCUGGACAUGAGCAGGACUGUGGUUGUGUCCGGUGUUCCCGGUGUGUUACCCGUCAGCAGGAUGAUUGACAAGCUAACAGUUCACUUCCAGAGUUACAGGAGGAGUCAUGGAGGAGACGUCGAGGUGGUGAAGUAUCCCACCAACAUGGUCGGUGUCGCCUUUGUCACUUUUGACCAAGCUAAAGAUGCAGCGAGGGUGGUGCGAAAGGAGCAACACAUCAUGAAGGACAACGAGUUUCCGGACGACUACCUUCUCACUGUGUUCCCCUUCACGAGAGAUGUGUUUUUAUACGUCCCCAGUGCUUCCGUCAAUCUGUCUGUAUUCGGCAGAGAUCAAGCAACGCUGAUUCAGAGUCUGCGGUCAGCUCACAGGUCGCUACGUUUCCAGCCUUUCCCUCACCAGAUGAAAGCCACCAUUGAAGGGCCUUUUACUGCCGUUCAGGCCCUGAGAGAGGACCUCAUCCGCAGGGCCAGUCGACUUAAAUCCGAAGUCUCAGCCCAAACAGCUGCCGUCAAACUAAGAGAAACUCCUCUUAAUCCGAGGGUAAUAUCUCAUCACGGGUCUGUCGGCUCUGUAAGCCGCAGCGGUUCUAAAGCUAAGCUGGGACCAGCGAGCUCAGACUGCUUAUCAACGGCGCUGCAGACCACAGGUGAGGCAACUGAAGUCCAAAGCCGGCUCUCAAAUGCAAAAACUGAAAAUGCCUCCUCAAGGCAAAAAGUUUCCCAUGAGAGUGUGGCUGAAGGGAACCUCUGUGACACAAACAGUGAUGAGGAGGAGCCAAGAGAUAUGCCCAGGCUUGACAUAUCCACAGAAUAUAGGACAGAGCAAGCAGAGGCCAGCUCCAGACAAGUGCUCAAUGCAGGGGUUAGAUCUUCCUUAUCAGGCCGGGACCUGCUCCUACCACAGGAAAUAUCAGCAAAACAGCUAGGAGUAGACGACAUUUCAGAAAAACGCAGCAGACCAGACAGGAUUCCAACAACCAAGAUCAGACGAGAGAAUCAUAUGGGCUCCAGCUACAACAGUACUGACUAUCUAAAGGAAUCAGAUCAGAUCAGAUCAGCCGUCACCGCUAAAAUCCACCAGACCAGACAUAAAGAUGUCUCAACGUCCUCCAAGAACAAUACUGAGGACACAGAGGAGCUGUCUGCAAUCUGUCCGGAGGAUCAGGAGGAGACGUGCAUCUGGGUCGACUCGUACAUAUUCAGAUACGUUAAAAAAUAUGACAAGGAGUUUGACAGAUGCUUGAGAGGUCUUGAUGCGUCUGUUAAGUGUGAAGGUACUGACCUUACACGGAUUGUGUUGACUGAGAGGCAUACCUCCAUGACAGCCUCACAGAUCCAGCAGGCAUUGCAAGACCUAAAAAUUCUGGUGAGGUCUUGGCAGUUGAUGUUAAGAGUUCAUCAGGUCGACUGUGACGAGGAGGAGAUGAAAAAGAAACUGAUUCAGAUCUGCGAUGAUUUAAGUUUCCUGUACAGUGACGUUCUAUACUUGUUGGAGGAUUCAUGCAUAAAAUUCAUCGGCCCCUCAGUAUUUAGUUAUUUGUUCUGUAAGAGGGUGGAGGAUGAAUUUGCUAAACUCAAAGACACUCCGAGAAUGUAGUAGAUGAAGCAACACAUGAAGAUGAGCCAUAAAUGAAUGUACUUUUAUCAAUGACCACAGGGUGGCGCAGCUGUGCUGUAUGUUGCCUUCAACGUCUACCUGAAGUUUAGGUCCAUUUUAAUGAAGGUUUUGAUUUCUGUGUUACUCUCAAAUAGUUAUUUUUCACUUUCCAGGUUAAUUAUUAGAACUACAGAGAGUAAUAAAACUGUAUCUGUUACAUAUUUGCCUCCAUGACUCCAUGAAUACAGUGCUACUGCUCCUCCUUGUUUCUAUGGUGAAGCUUCCCUUCUGUUUAUGUGUGGAUUAAUAAUUAGGCCUUGAAACAACAGGUUUUAAUUGAAACGAUGUUCUCACAGCAAUAGGGAUAAGUCUUAAUUAACCUCAGCAAGUCUUAAUAACAAAAGACAGGCUUCUAAUUAAAAACAAAAAUGACAGAUGACAACCUGUCUCACAAAUUCAUAUCUUUUGGCGUUUUGAGUGUUGUGUUUUGGGUUUUUUUUAAACCUGGUAAACUGAAGUCUUGUGUGUUUGAUGGCAGACAGACAGAGAACAUUUCUGCCUUUGAAGCCUUAUAAAUCCUGCUAUAGUUUUGAUCAGAGUCAUGGACCAACAUUGGACAGUAGGGGGCGGUAUGACACUUUCUCUCAUGUGAAGAACUGUUUAAAAAUAGAGACACUGAAGCUGCCAUAGUCCUGCUCAGUGAAGUUAUUAUGGAGGCUGGGUUUGGCGAGCAGGGUGCAGAUUGGCAGGCAAAUGAUGUCAGUUGGACGUCCCAUUAUACCCCCUCUCCCCUCCCGACACACACGCACACAGUGUUGCACCUUCUCUGAGGGAAAUACUGAUCUGUACAUGUGAUAUGUAAAGAUGCUCAGUAAAAUCAUUUUGUGUGUAGA